Messenger RNA from Varroa destructor (honeybee mite), 6875 nucleotides. RefSeq lists its product as uncharacterized. Lineage: Eukaryota; Metazoa; Arthropoda; Arachnida; Mesostigmata; Varroidae. The record is from RefSeq and is a predicted model, not a curated record.
GGGCUCAGUUUUACCCAAAUGAAUUGAUGUGCCCAUAUAAUAAUAGCAAAACGGAGAAGGAUCAAAGCGAAACGAGAAGACCACAACCGCAGCCAUAGAGUGGAGUAUUUCUCAGUUCAGUUCUCAUUGAGAACGUGACGUCUACAGUUUAUGACUAUUGUGAGUGCAAGUCAUCAACAGAGAAAAGCAGGUUCGACCCGCAGGUUAUUAUAAUUGCGGAUCAUUGGGCCAGCCGCGGCAUUGUGUGUUGCGAAGCUCUGGCCAGCUGAAUUUCGACAAGGCUUUUUUAGUAUCCAUAACCAGUCAGCAAAAGAGCAUCGACGCAAACCGGAGGCCAAGAUGCACCUGUGAAAAAUCUCAAGGUUUGUUAGUAACCUGCUAAAAAUCGUUGAAAGGAAAAACAAAACUGAGUCGGCGUGAGGGCGACGCUAACGGUGAGGAGUGGCGGCCAGCAAACCGCACUGGCGCAAGAAAGAUGAGGCCCCCUGGGAGUAGGACAUGCCGGUUAACCAUUGUCGUCCUCUCAACUCUACUUAUGGCUCUUGGGGCUGUUGUAUCAACGGAAGGAAAAAAUAUUCCAUUGCCAGGUGGCAGUAGUCAUGCAGCUAAUAACAGCACUAGCAGCAAUAGUGAAAGCAGUUACGAACUUAAGAUAACUGAUACUGCCGUCUUAGUGGCAGAUUCUCAGGUCGACAAAAACGACAGAAAGAACAAUGGUAACAACAAUAACCUCACUUUUAGCAGCAGUUCGAAGCAGGCAAUUGCAGCAGAAGAGUCAGCCCUUAUAUCAUCUGAAGAUACUAAUCAAUCCGUGGGGCUUCUAUCUUCCGGAACCGUUCCAGGCAGGUUGGACCGAACUACAGAGGACAACCAAAGAACUUUCGGACCAAGUUCACAUGCGGCAGCGACGGCAGCCGAUAGCGCGAACCCAAAGUUCUCGAACAGCUUAGGAAGUCAAAGUCUUCUAACCGUAUCAUUCAAUGUGACCGAUAUGCCCUCGGCGGAAAAAAGCCCGCCUACCUUAUUGGAUGGCGACGGCGAUAGUAAUGGUGGCAACAGUGGUGCCAAAUCGAUCAUUACGAGCCUUGAAAAAAGAAGGGAAACCGAUACAGUGGACGAUUUGGAGGUGCCGGACUUUUCGCAGAACCCAUCGUUAUUGAAUGGGAUAUCUGAUAGUACGGAAAUCGCUCUCACUACCAGUUCUGGCCUAGCUUUAUUGCCAGGACAUAUUAUUGCGGAUAAUGCCCUGCCCAACCUAACUUCGUCUGUAAAUACGCAAAGAUCUCAAACGACGGCAAAUGGCCACAAUAUUGGUAAAAAUCUUGAGUACCAAAUCGACUUCGCACAAACGAAGCCAACGCAGCAGGAGCGUGCGAAGGUAGCCACCGAAUCUUUCCUUAAGCCCGACCCCAAGACAGCUUACACAGUAGAUAGCGUGUCAGUGCCGCCCAGCGUUGAAAGCGCUGCACAGGACAUUGAAGUCGUGACAAAAGAUCACAUGGAUUCUGUGCCAAGUAAACCUUCUCAAUUGCAGCCAGACUCCGUAAUCCAAGGAUCGAAUACAAAUACUGCGUCCGGCAGUCGUGCUAAUCUAGAAUCUAAAUCUUCGCAUGUGAUUGUGUACAUGGAUAAAAAGUCGGGCUCAAAACCGAGCAAGAACUUCACUACCGCCCUAUCUGAAAGCGCUACUAAAAAUAUGAGCGACAGCUCGUUUGAUAGCUUCGCCAAGAUCAGACUGACGAAAAAAAAUGUUCCACGCAAUUUCCUACUAGCGACAACCGCAAGGACGGACGAUCGCAGUGAUGAUGAUCGCAAGCUAAGGAAUAUGCAUAGUCAUUACGGUCCGAAUUGGCGCCGCAAAACUAAGGCCACUGCAACUAACAAAGGUCUGUUGACAAGUCGGAAAAGCAUCUGGAUGAUGAACGUGAAUCGAAGUGUCCAUUUUGACAACACCGAACCCGCCCGGAGCCUCACACCUAUCUUCGUUCUACCUGAAGAAGCUAGCGAAGCGAAGCCCUUAACAGGAAACAGUACACUAUCAUCGUCAAAAUAUUCGAUGGAUAGCAAUCAGCCAGCAUCGACAAUCACGACUUAUAAACGGCGAUGGACAGAGCUUCAGGAUGAAGGUAAUGGCAGCUUAGCCAUAUUGUCCCGCAUCAACAAAAACGGGGAACAUGCUAAGGCCGGAGGCGCCAUAAUACCUCUUACGCAUUUUGGCGGCCAACGGUUUAUUGAAUUCGGUGUCGUGAGAACCCGCCGCGGUCCACGAGUUCUUACAAACCACAUCCUCACAAGAACUUCAGCCAGGGACAUUCGGAGCAGUAACAAUGGAAUGAAAGUAACAAAUCUUUUCGAGACAAAUAAGAAUGUUAAGUUACCCAGAGCUGCACAAUGGAGGGACUCACGACCUCUAGCAAUUAUGAGUGGCACACUAAUACGAAUGCCUGAAGCGUUAAUACCAAAUGGAAAUGAGACUAUAAUAGCGUAUAAGCCAUUCAAUUCACUAAAAGCAUCCAAUACUUCUGAAGAAGAUUCAACUGAAUCUAGCGCGGAGUCGUCAGAUGACAGAGUACUCUGUAAAAAAGAUCGUACUCGACGGAAGCGCAAAGUUUUCAGGCCUAAGCCGGUUUCUUCUGCAUUGACAUCAAUGUUUGAAUUUAAGCGAAUGCCCAAGAAACGAACAAAUUCAGGGAAUUCUUCGCUACCUAAAACAUUAGCGGAAACCAGAGCUAACGAUUCUUCCGAAGCUACUGAUGCGAUCGCAGACAGCUCGGGACCCAAGAAGGGCCAUGACGAUUUUCUGCAUAACGUUCUUCGCGAUUUUGGCGUUCAAGUUAAGGUCGUUCCCACAAACAAGACUGCCAAUGCGACGAAUGAUCAACAAAAUCAAGAGGCAUGUUCGAAAGCGAACUGCAGCCACACAGAGUCGGGCAAGGUUGUUAGCGGCGAGACGCAUAAUGGAAAUCUAGCAAUCACUCUUAUGUCGCCCACUAAGUUCACGAUUCCGAUGCUGCCUAUUAUCCCUUCUCGUCAGGUCAUUUCAAGUUCAGCAGAUCAAAACAUUAUGUACAGCAUCCCAGAAGGUGAACUCUCCGCUCUUACGAAACCUGGCAACACGGGUAACCCAAUAACCAAGAUAGACAAGAAUAGCACGCCAUCAGGCGUCAACUCACUUUUGCUAUCUUCAUAUGUGGAACUGCCUUCCAAUAAGGGACAAAACACUAAGCAAGCAUUGAGAUCAAAAGUCGUUGUCAAUUCCACAAAAUCGGCCCGUUUAGGCGUCGAAUUCCUUACUGGAGAACCUGCCCGUGGUACUCAAACGACGACGGCAUCGCAUACUGUUGACGUGAAUAACCCCGCAAAAGAGACGUUUAUUAUUGAUUUAACCAAACUUCGAGAAAAAAACAAGGACAAUGUAGGUCGAAAACCAAAAGCAAAGACUAUAGAGCUUACUCCGGGAAAAGUUUAUGUACACGAUCUAGAGACAGCCACAUUUGAAGAAGCUCCAGAUGAAGAUGGUGCUUUAGCGAAAAAUCUUGCAGCGCGUAAAAAAUAUGAAGAUGAUUUCCUACAAAAUGUUCUGAGAAAUUUCGGUGUUCAAAUAGGUCACCUAAACCCGGCGAGCGGCAACACUAAAGACGGAUCCUCACAAGUAGAGCAGAUGUCUGCUGGAGAAAGAAAUGUGGACGCGCGAACCGCGCACGCCUUUGCUAAGAAUACGUCGUUACCUUUUGCAGGUGACUCAACCACUCCUGUCUUCCCGGCUCAACAACCACAGGCGCUCACCGUCAGCCUUAAUCAUCGUCCAGCUAAUGUAAACUAUCUACAAAGUCAAGAACAUACAACAGCACCAGCUCCUCCUUCACAUGUUACAGUAUAUUCAGGAAUAACUCCAGAAGCUCUUCUUCCGCCAUUCUCCCAACAACCUGAAAAGUUAAGCCAACAACGCCCUCAAUUCACUGCUCCUGUCAGCACCCAGACGCCAACUCAAACUUCAUCAUUAGCGCUGUCACAACCACCGGUUUCCGAUGAGGUUAUCCUUGGUCGUUCGAAAGAAGCAUUACCUCCAGAAACGGCAUUCAGAAUCGACCAGCAACAAAAGAGGCCCCAAACCACAAAGUUUUCUGGAGGAUCCUCAACUUUCCGGAUAAACCAUGCCGGGGCUCAGGUUCAUUAUAAUAGUGUUCAUCCAGGUUCCUUCGGUUUUAUUCGAUCCAUUCCACGUUCCGCGCCGCAGUCGAGCACUGCAGAAAAUCCUCAUCCUUUUUUAGUGUCGCUUAGACCUCUAGUCGUGCAAAACAUACAACCACCAGACACAUCUUCAGCAUCGGUUCAAGCCCCAUUAGUACCAUCAGUCCCGGCUACAAAUGAAAUACAGACAAGCAGUCAAGCUCUAUACGCACAACUGCCUCUCCUAACAUAUGCCGGUCAUAUAAGCACAUCUCGUUUGUCGCCACAAACUUCUAGGUUGUUUGUGCAAAGUCCAGAAGCUAUAAAAAUCAUUCCAUCGCCAAAUCUGUCUGGCGUGCAGCCUUCGAGUCAGGCACAAGUCCCACGCCAACUGCCAGGGUACGUGCUUCCACCACAGAAUGUUGUGUCACAGCCAUUGGUGCCAAAAUCUCAACAACUGCCUUCAAUUGCCCUUUUAGACGAGAGACCCGUCUUACAGCCCUCCCAACAGGUCGUUGUUAACCAACAGCAAGAUGUGACAAAGGCUUCGCAGGCUCCAGAACUGCAGUACGUAGAUGAACAAUUAGCUACACCCGGAACUUCGCAGAAUCAAAUUGUUAUUGGCCACCAACAAAAACAACGCCUGCCCGUUUCUGUAGAGCGACUCACUGAUCCUACGGCUACCGUGCAGGUUCAACCGGUUCCACAACAAGCUCCACUGACUGCCCUCUAUACGAGCUCUAUCGUUAGUGGCCAAAUAACUAAGCAAAUCGGUCAACAAAUUCCGGCCCCAGUACAACAAGGCCAGACUGUAGUUAGACAAGAACAACCCUCUCUUAUACCAACUGUACAGUCUGUACUUCCACCGAACGGCCAACAAAUUCAUUUAAUCAACAAUGAACAAGCGACUUUUUCGGUCAAUCAGGCAGAUACUUUAGGGAAAAUACGGCAAGAGGAGGCACCCGUUCAAAAACAAGGAUCGGAAAUACAACGGCAGCAAAUCCAGCAUGUUCAGCUUCCACAACAACAAAUUGACAUCCAGCAGGAAAGUUCAUUUAGUCAGCCGCCUUUUCAACUGCAGCACCAGGCACGGAUCAUCCAUGUACCAGUUCAAUAUCAGCUGCAGGAACAUGCGCCGAGCGUUGGUAAUCAACAAACCAUUCCCCAAUUUCGCACACACUUUCCUUUGCAAGUAUUCAGACCCGCGCAGCAGACGCUUAUUCAACCCACAGUUUUCUCGAACAAUCUACCGAGCCUAUCGGGGGGUCAAAUCAGUUCAUCAAACUCACCAUAUCCUUUGCCAGUAUUCACAUACGUGUUCAGAAAUAGUCGCUUACAAAGAGAUCCCUCAGGACUUGUUGGAAAUCAAAAUCGACACACGAAUAUUCACUCAAGUGUAGUCCAAAACAAUUUCAGAACGGGCCAUAACGACUUUAGAACCAUACGGCCAAUUUUAGGUAUAGGCCAAUCUGUUAAUAUAAGGCCCUCUUCGAAGAGUUUCUUUGGUGCUUCAAAUUCGUUCGGCAGUUUACCCUCACCUUCAAACUUCGAAGGGUUUCACGUUACGCAUCUUGAAGGCACAACUAAAAAGGGUGCUACAGCUUUGUCAAACUUUCGACCAGAUGUCAAUGGAAUCCUCUCAGAUGUAUACAGUGAACCGUUUAACCCAGGCCAACAAACCGGGUCUUCGUUUAGGCUAAAUUUCGGCUAUCGAGCUCCGCAAGCGAACAGCCACAACACGUUUAGGUCAACGGAUUUGAGCCUUUCCGACUCAAACAUCAAAGACUUAAGCGACACCCAAAAGAGUAUAGGAAGAAUUUUCUCACGCAUUUCAUCGACACCAUCGUCCGCAUCUUUGUACCCAAACGUGUUCCCAGUUCAGUCGAGCGCAGUUAAGCCAUUUACAGUAAACGCCUCAUCAAGUGCUCCUUCAGGCCAAAAUGGCGAAUUCGCAGGUCUGACCAACGUUGACAUGAGAAACGACGGUCCACAUGAGUUUACAGGAUAUAUAAAAAAGUCAAAGGCCAAAGCACGCUGAGGACGACGAGGAGCGUAAAACAGAUUCAUCGUAAAAAUUCACCGAAAUAUGAGUUAAUUUUGUCACCACUUUCUUCUAUUAAAAUCAAGAUUAAUCAACAAUUGUUACCACUGUGUCUACGACGGGCUACGCUCUUUUUUUUUGUAUAAGCUUUUAUGAAUUCAAAAGAGACUAAUUCAAGUCGUGACCUCAAUAAAAUUGAAGGCCUACUGCUUGUAGGCGGCUUUGUUACCUUGGUUUAAUAAUCUUUCGAUAACGCCAAUCACAGUGGUAGAUGUACAAAGUUGCGGGCAGUAGCUAUAUGUGUUGAGGUGCUUUUUGGUCAGUAUAUAUUAUGUUGCUGUAAACCAAUGAUAGUUAUUUCUACUGUGCAGUUAUUUUUAUAUCUAACCAAUGCGAAACCUUAUACAUACAUACGAUUGUACAUAUAUUGAUAUUAAUGUUGAUCCUCUUGUUACAAGGCUAUCUAUAUGACAAGAAUGUAUAGAUGUAUAUUGACUUAAUAUAUAGACCGCAAAGAAAUCGUGUGUUUGUUACAGCCAUGUGCAAAUAAUAAAACGAAUAUUAUUGCAUUACUCAAAACUAUAUCUCAAAUGAACAAAUAACAUCUUAAUAAACAACAAAAAGAUGCAAGUUUACCUUAUCUCUUAAACCAAACGGUAAGUUU